AUGUCAAGCACGUACGAUUUUAUUAUUGUAGGAGGUGGAACUGCUGGAUGCUUGAUCGCAAACCGCCUUGUUUCCUCCAAGAAAAACCCUUCGGUGCUUAUUAUUGAAACGGGUGACCAUGGAGACGUGGAACAUAGGGUACCAUACGCCAGAUAUCUCAACGUCUUUACUCGUCCGGACCUUGAUUAUGGAUACCUGACGGCACCACAAGUUCCACUGGAUAACAAAGUGCUGCCCUAUGCAAGAGGAAAGGGAAUGGGUGGAAGUUCUAUGAUUAAUUUCAUGGUAUACACUCGUGGUGCCGCUGGUGACUAUGACGAGUGGGCCAAAUUAGUUGGAAGUGAUGAUUGGGCUUGGGAUGCUGCUCUGAAGAGAUUUCAUAAGGUUGAAAACUAUACAGACAACAAUGGAGCAGAGUAUAAAAACUACGCUGAACUUGGAGAUGAGUACAACGAAAGUACCGGCACUCUCGGUGUUUCGGUUCAAUUUGAAGAGGAAACAGCUGCAUUGUUAGACGCUGCAUAUGAGCUAGGUUGGAAAAAGAAUUUGGAUCUUAAUAGUGGAAACCCCAUUGGUGUCGGAGCCUCAGCUUCAACCGUAUACGAGGGAAUGCGUUGCACCAGUUCUUCAGCGCAUAUUCAGCCAGAUAAGCAAAAUUUGACCAUCCUGGUAAAAUCUCAAGCCACGAAGAUAUUAUUUGAAGGUACAAAGGCCGUUGGUGUUGAGGUCAACGGUAACACCUCCGUGUAUGCUUCCAAAGAAGUUAUUUUGAGCUCUGGGUCGUUCGACACUCCCAAAUUGUUGUUGCUAUCUGGUGUGGGUCCCGCAAAGGAGUUAGAAGCUCUUGGCAUCCAUGUCAUCAAAGAUCUUCCUGGUAUCGGCAAAAAUAUGCAAGACCAUUGUGGUGUAUUCGUUACUGAUCUAGUGGACAUUGCCAUGUCGUCGCGUGCUCCAUUCAUUCACGCGGAGGACCAGUACGAAGAUGCUCGCAAACAAUGGGACAAAGACCGCACAGGGCCUUUAUCUACUCACUAUAGAGCAUUGUGCAUUGCUUUCUUAAAACAGGAACACCUCCACGAUACUCCAGAGUUUCAAUCUUUGAGUGAACAAUCAAAGUCCUAUUUACACAGGCCAACUAUUCCCACAGUUGAAGUUGCUUUCAACGGACCAACCUUCCCGCCUGGUCACGUCUAUGGAGAAGACAGUACUUGCUUCUGCGCAGGAGUUAUGUUGAUGCACCCGGAAUCUAGAGGAUCAGUCACCUUGAAAUCGUCCAAUCCUUCUGACCCACCGGUUAUCGACCCCAACUAUAUGGACCAUCCAUUUGAUAGACUCGCUUUGAUUGAUGGCGUUCGAGAGGCAAAGAGACUAAUCAGGGAAACCUCCUUGAACAAACACUGGAUCAAGCCUAUUUUAUCACCAGAAGACGAUACCGAUGAGGCUAUUUGGAAAUACAUCAAGGGUUUAAUUAUGUCUAUCUGGCAUGCUAGUAGCACUGUAUCCAUGGGAAAAGCUGACGAUCCCAUGGCCUGUGUCGAUGCAGAUAUGAAACUGCGUGGAUUGCAAAAUCUUAGGGCUGCAGAUAUGAGUGUCUGUCCACUUGUGAUCACUGGACAUACUCAGGCUGUAGCCUAUCAGAUAGGCCAGGCAGCAGCAGAGAAGAUCAUAGAUGAACAUGACUUAAAUGCUUAA
This is a messenger RNA of Umbelopsis ramanniana AG, 1692 nucleotides long. RefSeq lists its product as uncharacterized. Bases 1 to 1692 code for a protein of 563 amino acids. The transcript is spliced from 3 exons. Gene Ontology annotation, molecular function: oxidoreductase activity, acting on CH-OH group of donors; flavin adenine dinucleotide binding. The record is from RefSeq and is a predicted model, not a curated record. NCBI's taxonomy places the organism in Eukaryota, Fungi, Mucoromycota, Umbelopsidomycetes, Umbelopsidales, Umbelopsidaceae.